AGUGCCGACCGUCUCCUUGCCGAGUGUUUAUAUACGGAAGAUGAACGGGGAAGGCAGUUUGCCGCAACAUACGUGAUAUUUCUUUGUUAGACCCCACUUGUUUUGGCUUUUUACAGAUAGCGCUCCGGUUUCAGUCGGUAAUCCAUUAUAUACGGAAACUAAAGAAUAUUAAAAAACCUGCAGAUAAGCAGCCGCGCUUAUAGCUUUGGAAAGAGCUAGCUAGCUAGCUAGCUGUCCGGGUGGUUUGAAAUACAGAAUGCAUGAGAGCGCGAUCGCUAUCGGGCACAGCAGGCGCAAUAUUAUCUGUUGCAUUGUAACAGCUCACUAACAGGUCACAGAUCGCCUGUUAUAAGUAGCCGCUCGGCGGAUUUAUCACUACGAUGAGUUCUAAGCUAGCAAACUGUAGCGUUGCCGGACUGGCAAAAAUAAAUGUACAACAUUGUAUGAACUCAGCUUUUGGUGGUGGCGGUCGGAAACGGAGCGCGAUCGGCUCCCCGAACCGCACCGACGACGGUCUGAGCUUUGAGUUGAAGGGGGAGAAGGUGGAAUGCCAUCAGCCCCUGUUCUGCGAGACCAGCCUCUCCAUGUCCUCCCUGAGAGUCCGCCUCGGGCCGACCAUCCAAAGCACGCUGGCCGCCGCGGUGGACACGCUGCUGAGCGAGGUGGCUUUGGUGCUGAAUGACGCCCUGACCGAGACCCAACAGGAACUAGCCACCAGGGAGCAGGAGAACGAGAGGCUGAAGCUGCGCUUGGAGGUGUCCGAAGGCGAGCUGAAAGCCCUGCAGGAGUGCCUCAGCAGCGCGCAGAAGAUCAUCGAGCAGCUUCCAAUUCCACUGCCUGGUCAGGGUCCGGCCGCUGCCCUGCACCACGCCUGCCUACCCGGCGCCCCCGCCGACAGGAGCGCCGCUCAGCUUCUCGGCCAUCGGAUCCAGGACGAUUCCAGCAUCCGCUGCCUGCCGGGCUGCGACGCGGAGAUAAGCAGAUCACUGGGCGAAGCUUUCCCGGGCUUGGACUCCGGGGAUGAGGUGAAGGUUGGCCAGCUGUCCAUUCAGGCAGAUGGGACGGUCACUACUCACCCUCUGAACAUCAGCUCUCCUGCUACAUGGACGGAUGUUACCAGGACCGAUGAAUGUUCUACAGGGAAAAGACUGAAGACAGGAUUCAGCCUGGGGACAAAUAUGACCGGGCAGGGCACUCCAGCGAGGUUUGUGAUCAAGCAGGAGCAAGACCACGGGCCUGUGCAUCAGAGCCGACCAGGUGCGGGAGAUGGCCUCAUGGGGGCGCCAGAGAGUGAGCAGAGCGCCCGCAACGUAGGCGAGCUGGGACGCAUCCACGUGGUGGACGAGGUGCACCCCGCACCCCAUUCGCUUCACCCGGAGGGGCGUCGACUGUCUAUGGAACCCGGCCAGGGGAAGGGCGCCACCCAGGGGGCGGCUGGGUCGGCGCAGCUUAGCGAGCGGCCUCACCUCUGUCUGGAGUGCGGCAAAACAUUCCGGCUGAUCUCCAGCCUGAAGAAGCACAUCCGCAUCCACACGGGCGAGAAGCCGUAUCCGUGCGGAGUGUGCGGCCGGCGCUUCCGCGAGUCGGGCGCCCUCAAGACGCACCAGCGCAUCCAUACGGGCGAGAAGCCCUACUCCUGCUCCGAAUGCGGCACCAGCUUUCGGCAUCUGGAUGGGCUGCGGAAGCACCGGCGCACGCACACCGGCGAGAAGCCCUACCCGUGCAGCGUGUGCGGCAAGCGCCUCAGCCGCCUGCAGCACCUCAAACACCACCAGCGCAUCCACACCGGCGAGCGGCCCUGCCGCUGCCACCACUGCCACAAGAGCUUCACCGAGCCGGCGGCGCUGCGCAAGCACCUGCGCACACACAGGGACGAGCCCGGCGCCUCCCAGCCCGGUCCGGGGACCGGCCCUGGCGCCGCGGACGACUUCGGCUGUCUGCAGGCCACCACGCUGUCGCCGCAGAUGGCGUUCGGGAUGUGGGGGGAGGACGGGGAGGAGGGGGCCGCGUUAAACUGCGUCGAGGAACGAUGAAGGCUUGGGUCUCUGUGGGUGGGGGGGGACAGAAAGUAGAUCCCAUUUAUUUUCAUGAUCUAUCCCCCCAAAUCUGGGGUCUUAAACUUCAGGUCUUUGCGGGACGUCGUGGGGGGGGUGGUGGUUCAGGGGGGUGUUGCCGGUGUUAAUUUCCGCCAAGCCCUUGGCUGAUCAGCUGAGCGAGUUUAUGUUAAACCCGAUAUAGUCUUUUUUUUGUGGCCGUGUUGCUUUUUCUCCAGACGUUACACCAGAAUUAAUAAUGCUUACAAGUCUGUUGAUUUGACUCUGCGGGACACAAUAUGGCAGCAUUGCAUUUUAAUUACAUCACUCAAUUUACAGCCUAUGUAAUUAUAUUACUCAUUAAUUUACUUGCGGCUUAAUUGUCCAAUGGAUAAAAAUAGGUAUGGAUUAAUAGAAUAAUGAGACUCAUUUCAUAACUAUAGCCCUACUGUAUGUCAGCUUAAGACGAUUGAGGAUUAAUCAUCAGCUAUUGUGUUUGGUUUAAUAUGAUUCGCAUUGUGCCAUUAAUUCAGUUGGCAUCUCAGACAGCCUAAAAUGAUUCUUUCUAAAGGGCUUAGUUGAGAAGAAUGGCGGCAUCAUUUCACCCAACAGGAACUGAUUUCGAGGCUUGUUUAUCCAGCUGUGUCCUGGCGUUGGCUUCCUUUGUGGAACUUACACCCUUUACUGUAUCGCCGAAGGACCAGAGACUGAUAGAGACCAGUAUCUGCACCUUUACAUGGUCGCUUUUCUUGGCCUAACCGCCGUCCCGAUCUACAGUGUAAAAGUGAAUUCAGAAAAUCCGCUGCUCGUGACAUUUUAUACGCAUUGUUUUAGCUUUUGUGUCGACGAGGAAGGUUUAAUUAUUACUUUAUUAUUAUUAUUUUUAUUAUUAUUAUUAUUAUUAUUAUUAUUAUCUUGUCAUCCUUCAUAAGCUAUUGUUUUAUAUACUAUGUAACAUACAAAUUAAAAAAGGCCUCAUUUGUAUGUCACCAGGAAUAGGGGGACCUUUAACUGUUUUGCCGUUUCGUAUUUCAUAGGCCUGCCUAGUUCCAAAUAAAGGGGGGUGCGUUUCUGCUCUGCUGUACUUGCCAUGUUUCCUUCUCUGUUUCCACCCCCGCAGUGAUUUCAGUGAUGAUGUUGGUUUAGCCCGUAAGUCCGUCUGUAAGCCGCCGAGGACACAGACCAAUGCAGGACGACGACUUUUUUUUUUCUUUUCCUGUCAGUCUGGAUGUUCUCCUGGAUAUACUCUUUACUGAAGCAUUGCAGCCUGCCUUUAUGUGAAUCAUUCUGUUUUAUAUCUUUGGAUAUCAUUUGGGGCGAAUUCAGUCCGAAAUAAAAAUGAAAACGUG
Messenger RNA from Paramormyrops kingsleyae, 3382 nucleotides. RefSeq lists its product as uncharacterized. Lineage: Eukaryota; Metazoa; Chordata; Actinopteri; Osteoglossiformes; Mormyridae. Gene Ontology annotation, cellular component: nucleus. Gene Ontology annotation, biological process: regulation of gene expression. The record is from RefSeq and is a predicted model, not a curated record.